AUGUCAGAAAUAGUGGAACCGAUGGUCGCAAUGAAAAUGUCACUAGAGGAAUUUGUUGCACUGAAAGCGUUUGUUUCAUGGAAAGGAACAAUGUGUGAAAUAAGUGACGGAAAUAAAUAUGCAAUGAGAGCAAUGCUGGAUGAACUUUGCACGUCACUGCAUCAAUAUUAUGAACAAAACCAUCAAAAUGAUCUUUCGGAACGUUUUGGUAAUAUCAUCCUGUUACUCUCUUCUGUCUUCGCUGUUGGUCUUCAGUUUGUUGAAAGUCACCAUGAAGUAGCUUUUUUUGAUCUAUGGCAGUUGGACAGCUUACUAGUUCAGCUCCUGAAAUGUGAAAAUCACUGA
This is a messenger RNA of Loa loa (African eye worm), 345 nucleotides long. RefSeq lists its product as hypothetical. Lineage: Eukaryota; Metazoa; Nematoda; Chromadorea; Rhabditida; Onchocercidae. The coding region runs from base 1 to 345 and encodes 114 amino acids. The transcript has 3 exons. The record is from RefSeq and is a predicted model, not a curated record.